Messenger RNA from Amphiprion ocellaris (clown anemonefish), 5655 nucleotides. RefSeq lists its product as uncharacterized. The record is from RefSeq and is a predicted model, not a curated record. Bases 4523 to 5026 code for a protein of 167 amino acids. The transcript is spliced from 3 exons. NCBI's taxonomy places the organism in Eukaryota, Metazoa, Chordata, Actinopteri, Pomacentridae.
GCCCUAUACGCGAUGCAGUAAUUGGUUCACCUUAUCUGAUAGACUUCUAAAAAAAAUGCUGAAUGUUAGAAAUGGAUGGCUUUAGUGUCAACACUGUUGCAGCUUUACAGGCGGCCAAAGGUUUGCCUUGUAACAUUAGCUUAAUGUUGCAAAAAGAUGGAUUUGAACCCAAAUCAUGAUGUUUUUCCUCAACUUAACCAAGUAAAUUUGCUGCCUGAAGGUAACCAAACAGCAAGAAAACUACACUUGUGUCACAAAGCAAAAUUAAAGUUAAAAAUAUUGGUCCCACAUUGGACAUGGAUGUCAGACUUCUUGGUGAAAGUCCUGUGACUUACGCCGCCACCAUCAAAUACAAUGUUCUUAUGCUGCUGGAAAACUCCUACACGUGUCAGAUAUUGACAUGUCUGGCCCCAACACCAGCAGAAACCUUGUGCAUGCCGCUUAGAUGCUGCCGAUUUUGACAAAAUGACAGUUUUUGACUCUCUGGUAAUGAAAAUGGAUGGUUGUGAGUGCAAGUGCAUACAGCAUGAACUUCUAAAGGCACUUUUCAUUGCUUUUUGUAGAGUUGAUGGACCAGAGAUAUAGAUCUGAUUCUUUUGUAUUCUUGUUUGUAUCUCUAUAUCCAGUAGGAGCUGCUCAGUUGUCUAAUAACACACUUUAACAACAUGAAACUAUAAUGAAACUCUGUCAGCUUCCUAUAAAUCUGCAGCUCUUGUUGACAGGAAGUUAGUACGAGUAUACAUACUGCAGCUCUGGACAGUAGUCUAUAAAAUAUGCUACGGGCUUCCUUUAGGGCUGCCCAUUAAAAAAACAUGCACGCUGUUCAGGCGUCUCAUGCAAAAACACUAUUUGCUUCAAUAAGUCAAAGACUUCCUCUGUCAGUGUGAUAAUUCCAACACUGUGUGCUUCAGCGCAACAUUCAAACCUGCUUCUAUUGAUCGUUACAUCGGCCCACAGAUCCAGCAGUGUUUUCUCUGAGCACACUGGUUAUCGGUGGAGCUCCCAAAGGGCUGCCAGGUUCUGAAACAUAAUCAGCAUUGUGCGUUUACCACAGUGCAGCGGAGACAGACGGCAGGGAUUCGGCUAAAGGUCUUGCAGCAGACUGAAGUGCAUGCUGGAUUGAUUUCACAGCAGCUCCAGAAAUCACUGAAGGCUGCGAUAACACCGAACUUGAGAGACUGAACAGCAGAGGAAGCAGGGAUUGCACCUGUUUUACAUAAAAUAUGGGCGAUUAAAGACAAACAAGAGCUUAUUAAACAGCAGGAAGGUGUUUAGUGGAAGCUGCAGGUCUGAUAAAAAAUUUGACGGAGGCUGAAGGUCUGAGUGUUUAAGUAGGAAAAGAUAAAGAUUGAAUGACUUCUUCAGGCCAGUAGAGGAUAGGAGUGGUUUGAUUUUCAAAGAUGCUUAUCGGCUGAACAAAAGCAGUCGUACUCAUCGUCUCCUCUACUGUUAGAGAUAAGCUUUGGAGACAGAAUGUGUAGCUGCUGGCCACGUAUUUAAAGAUAAUGCGCUCGGGCUCUUUUGAAUGAAUAAGAGGGACACUGGCGAGACCAAAAACAAUGAAAUGUGAAAUGUCACACGAACACACUAGGGUUGAUCUGCAACUGGGAGCUAAACUUUAGACAACAGCGAGAUUCUGCAGCCAUGUAAGGAUGUCUUUGUAUGGAGCUAAAUGAGGGCAACGGCUACAUCAGACCUGGCAACCCAUUUAUCCAACAAUGGUGAUGCCUGUUAGAAAGCCGCAUACCAACUCAUAGAACUUUAGAUUUGACAAAAGUCCGUCUUUGGUCUGAUCUCUGUGUAUCAAAGUUACAUUCAUGAAGUCCCUGAAUCUUUCUACGUCCAUCCUCCACUAUUUCCUGCAGGUCAAGCACACCAGCUCCCCUAUGACUCCAUUUACAAACUUUAAUACUACUCUGCACUACAAAAAGUUGUAGUAUUGAAGUGACCAUGUUGGAACUGGAUUCUGCAGAAUAUUCAUACAGAAAAUCCCACCCUUCAAGUCAUCAGGAUUGGUUCUUCAGGUUUGUUACUAGGGAUAAACUAAUUAUCAUGGCCAAUACUUGGCAAUUUUCCCAUUAUCUGUGUUUUUUUAUUGGCUUAUUAUUGCUAAUUUAAAUGCUAUUUCAGGUCUAAUGCAGCUUCGUCUUUGUCGUCACUCUGUGGUCUCAGAAAUGUCUGUCAAGCAGCAAAAACUGAACAAACACAAACCAGGACAUUAGCUUCUCUAACAGUGGCUAAGGCUAUGCUAACAGCUAGCAGCUAAGUUAGAAGGCAGCUACAGAUUAACCUGAACCAGAGUUUGGAAAACAAUAAUUAACAAAGCUUUAAGAUCUAGACCUUCGUGGGCAAUAAAAGUGACAGAACAGAGAAAUAUUAAUAAAACAGAACAGCAGACAGAACUACAGGAGACAAACUCAUCAAUCUCAGUUGAUCCCACAUAAACAAAGGCGAGUGUCCUAUUUAAUCACUCCUGUUUUUAUUUUACAUAUCCAGUUAUAGUCACCCUUAUUAAUGAAGAAACCUAGUUAUGAAUGACAGGUUCAAUACGAUCAUAUGCACUUAAAUAUUGCAUUUAUUGUAUAUCAGUCUCAAAUAUCGGUUGUCGGUCUUGCUUCAUUACCAAUAACUGGCAUCAGUAUCGGCCAUAAGUAAAAGACCCGUGUCAUAACAUAUGAAACUCUGUACCUCUGAAUCUGUGUUUUUGAGACUGUCUUCAGCAUUUAGUUUAAAAUGUGUCCUCUGGCAUAUGAAACCAUAUGAGCAUGUUAACAAGAUUAAAAAGAUCCACAGAGUUUCAGUUAUGACCUGUACUGCCACCUCAGUUUCUUUCAUGUGCUUUAAAGAGCAGCAGACUGAGCCCCUUAAAACCGUGCGGUCGAUCAAAGCUACAUCCAUGAGGUCCCGGCCUCUUUCUACAGCCACUCUCUGUUGUUUGCUGCAGCUCAGGCACACCAGCUCACCCGCUACUCUGCACUACAUAGGAUUGUAAUAUUGUCAGAACGUGUUCGACCUGGAUUCCAAAGAAGAAGAAUGAUGCAAAAAGCUCCACCUUGCCAGUUGACAGGAUUGGUUUAUGGCAUUUAUGGAAGUGCAGAAGUCUAAAUCUGUGUUUUUGAGAUUGUCACUGGUGCACUGCAGUUCUAAGGUGGUCAUUUCACUCAUAAUGUGCAUAGAAAAAACACCAGAUGUGCUUAUUAACAAGGGAAAAACUUGAUUUACAGUUAAAAUUCUGAGUGAGUUUCAUUUAGAUUUCUGCUUUCGUGAAGACAAUUUACAUUUAUGAAAUUUAUCAACUUGGAAUUACAUGUUGUUCCCUCAGUACACAUUUAACCUGCUAUACUCAUUUGAGUCAACCUGAACCAAUUAGGUUUCUCAUGAUGCUGUGCGUCUGACGUCAUGACGUCUCCGCCUUCUCCAGAAUGUUCUACAUGCAGUUGCGCCAUUUUCUCAACAGCAAAGGAUUACUACUUUUCCGUCGUCUCUGAAGGUAAGUCAAAGGUAAAAUAAAUCCUUUAAUAUGUUGUAUAUAAAAUGGCCCAACUGUAUUGGUAAAUUUGUUAAGUUUUUAGUAAACUGACCGACCCAAACCGGCUAUCUUUCAGUCCUGCGGACAUUAGCAAGUUUUACAUUAGCACAAUUUCAAUAUAGUUUGCUGGUUUUGUUAAAAAUCUAUUGUUAUAGAUUCAUGUUCAAUUCACUGAUGUGUGAUAUCGAGAAAAUGUAUACUCCAGUGAUACUUUAGCGGGUCAGUAAAUUAGCUGUACCCUGCUGCUGUGUUAGCUACCGCUAGCAUUCUGCUAGCGGGGCUUUCCUUGAGCUGUUCAUUAUCAGACCAAUUGGUAGUUUGAACUUGGACAGGUCAGUUAGUAGUUUGCGGGCGGGACUCUCUUGGUUUAGUAUCGUAGCUUAAUGUUGUGUAUUCAUGCAGCGUAUUGGCGUUGACUUAAGUGUAGUUAUUCUGUAACAUUAGCUCUUUAUAGCAGCAAGCUAGGCUCUCGUUUCUCUUGAGACGACUUCGGGCGCGCCCAUUUAUACAUGAGUGUUGGUUCGCAUGCCUGUCGGCGCGCGCAGUUCAUGCGGUCACGCUUUUGGAUUGUCCUCAUGGCCACAGGUAAUGUGGGAGGGAAGGUUGAUUAUGUUUUAACUGUGGUGCUUCCAGGAUGCGUGAAUUUACUGCCGCCUGCGUCGUUUUCAAUAUACUCAACGUUAAGAGGGAGAGGACAGAGGGUGCGUGCGGCGCACGUACACACCGAUCGGUUGUGGUGAGGGAGAGGGAGUAUAUGGUGUGCGGUGUCUCGGUGACAGGGCUGCUGUCGUAUUUACGCUGCACAUGGAGGCAGUAGUGAUGACUGUUUGCUGUGUGAAUUGUGUCCCAGCUUCGUGUUGUGCCAGCUCUGUCCCUCCGAAAAAAUAAAAGUAAUGUCAACAGUUACAAUUUGUGUUUUGUUUUUAGAUUAAUACAGAGUUCCAGAGGAUCACUGCUGUUCCUCUUGAGGAGAAGUUCGUGGCACAGUUAGACAUGCACUCAAGUCAGCUGAUCAAAGUCAUCCGUGCCAAAGGAGGAGCAACACGCCAAAAGACUUCAGAUAUCAUGGACACUUUGGACCAGACUGUGGACAUUAAUCUUCGGAGGGAAUGUGUGCUGAAAGCCCUCACCAUCUUCAUGGGAGAAGAUGUAAAUGACCUCAAGGAAUAUCUUGACUCUGGAACAGAUGAUACUCAGAGGGAGCUGGAGCAGCUCACCAUGGCAGUGUUUGUCAUUCGGAAGGAGGGGGAAGGACUUCAGGAGCCACCUGAAGACAUUGGCAUCGUCAUUGACGGCACGGAAGUACUGCAUGAACUGACUUCGGUUGCCUCAGCUUGUGCCAUUCUUUUAGGUUUGAUUUAUGCACUAAACCUAGCUUAUCCAAAACCCCUUCACUUCACUUUUGAAGUACUCCAAAAAAUCCUGAUGCAGCUUGAUCAGCAUAAGAUGUCCCCCAAAGUCUAUAAUCUGUAUAGCAAACUUCAAACCUCACAGUAAUGAUACACUACGAUGGAUUCCUCCUCUGGGCCAACAAAUGGCCUAGUGCCAUACUGUGAAAAAAUAAUGGUGUUUGCACAUAGUGCAUUUAAAAAACGUGUCUCUUUCUGUUGUUGGGCCUCAUUUUAAUGCUUGACGAGACUCAACAAAUGUUCCUGAAAACCACAAUUUGAAGUGCUUUUACACUGAUUUUGUCAUGGUUUGGCAGAAGUUUGUUUUCUCCAAACAUAUUUCCUUCUGUUUGUAGGGAAAGGUUGCAUUUCAAUUUGGUGUGUUCAGUUACACAACAAACAGUUGUGACCAUGUGUAACUGUGAUUUAAUACUCUCAUAGAAGUGUUCAUAUUUUUUCAUCCCCAUUAUUCAGUUAUAGUGUUCAGAUCCAUAAUAUUCACUUGCUUUAGUUGAUGAAAGAGGUUUCUGCAUAGUCUUGGCACGUUUUCAUAGUUCUGACAACACUGUAUGUGUUGAUAUUGUUAGGCAUAUUUGUGUAAUACUUUGAUGCACUAUUUUGCACUUUGCCAACAAAAUUACUUUGUGGUCUUACUAACAGUUGUGCAUUUUGUGCAUGUGUUUUAAAAAGGACAAACGUGCACUGUGUUGGCCCAAAAGCUGUGUUGGUGGCCGUGAA